CCAUGUUGUAUUAUUUACCUUUAGUGAUACAAAAACAAAAGAGAAAACUAAAUGUGAUCAUCAGAAAAAAAGGACAAAAUAUGCUGAAUGACCUUAGCAAGCAAGGCUUGCAGAUGGGUCAGGGGCUGUGGAGAGUGGCCAGAAACCAGCAGCUACAGCAAGAAGGUUAUAGUGAGCAAGGCUACCUCAGCAGAGAGCAGAGCAGGAGGAUGGCUGCCAACAACAUUUCUAACACCAGUCAUCGUAAACAAGUCCAAGGAGGCAUUGAUAUAUAUCAUCUUUUGAAGGCACGGAAAUCUAAAGAACAGGAAGGAUUCAUUAAUUUGGAAAUGUUGCCCCCUGAGUUAAGCUUUACCAUCUUGUCCUACCUGAACGCAACUGACCUCUGCUUAGCUUCAUGUGUUUGGCAGGACCUUGCGAACGAUGAACUUCUCUGGCAAGGGUUGUGUAAAUCCACUUGGGGUCACUGUUCCAUAUAUAAUAAGAACCCACCUCUAGGAUUUUCUUUCAGAAAAUUGUAUAUGCAGCUGGAUGAAGGCAGCCUUACCUUUAAUGCUAACCCAGAGGAGCUACAGAUAUCAGAUUAUAGAAUUCUUGUUAUACCUCCUCUACUGUGUUUGGAGGAGUGGACAGAGAAGAAAACCACAGGGAACAAGAUUCUCCAAAGGACAUCGUUCAUGUCACGGAUAUGGGUAACCAAACUCCACAGCAACUGCUGGCAGUGGCUCAUGGGGUGGGGGAGAACAUCCGCCCAGUUUGUGGGAGUGAACUACUUUAUGUCCAAGGGUAUCCUAGAUGAUUCACCAAAGGAAAUAGCAAAGUUUAUCUUCUGUACAAGAACACUAAAUUGGAAAAAACUGAGAAUCUAUCUUGAUGAAAGGAGAGAUGUCUUGGAUGACCUUGUAACGUUGCAUAAUUUUAGAAAUCAAUUUUUGCCUAAUGCACUGAGAGAAUUUUUUCGUCAUAUCCAUGCCCCUGAAGAGCGUGGGGAGUAUCUUGAAACUCUCAUAACAAAGUUCUCACAUAGAUUCUGUGCUUGUAACCCUGAUUUAAUGCGAGAACUUGGCCUUAGUCCUGAUGCUGUCUAUGUACUGUGCUACUCUUUGAUUCUACUUUCCAUUGACCUCACUAGCCCUCAUGUGAAGAAUAAAAUGUCAAAAAGAGAAUUUAUUCGAAAUACCCGUCGUGCUGCUCAAAACAUUAGUGAAGAUUUUGUAGGGCACCUUUAUGACAACAUCUACCUUAUUGGCCAUGUGGCUGCAUAAAAGCACAAUUGCUAGGACUUCAACUAUUAACUUCAAACUAAAGUUACCCAAGGACUUAUUUAGCAGAUAUGGGGGUUACAUUAGUGCUGGUCAUUCUAGCCUCUGUAUACAAUCAAGCUCGAGUGUACACCUUUUUUUUCCCUUUUACUAUUUUCUUUUUUAGUAAUUUCCUUGGGGAACUAAAGAAUUUUGCAGAAUUUUUCUUAAUUUUGCUUAUCAUGUUUUGCACAAAGCAGAGCCAUUGUCUGACACAGCUAUUUAAGAAUGUUCAACUGACAUUAUACUCUAAAAGAUGGUAUAUUUGUGCAUUAGAUUUGCUUGAAAAACUACUCAUUUUCAUUCUUUUUUAAAAUACCAUGUAAUGUGUACAUAUUUAACUGAAGAGAUUUAUAAUCAUAAUUAUUUUAUUGUAAAGAUUUUAACUAAAGCCCUUCCUUUUCCUCUCAAACUGAGUUCUGAAAUUUAUUUGAUUCUGAUCUGAGCUUAUUACUGUCUUCAUAAAAGUUGGAUCUGACUUAGAUAAAGACAAAUACCAGUUUCUCUUUCCUUUGAACUUUAUAAGAAUAUAGAUUUAUUACUAGUAAUAAGCAAAACAGGCACUUAUUUUUAUAAUAUAAAUUCGUCGCUCGACUUUCCAUUUUUAAAAGUUUUAAGUUAGUCAUUUCUCAGUAAGUCCUUUAAACUAUUUGAGAUAGCAAAAUAUGUUGAAAUCUAGGAUUCCCAUGCAUAGGAACAGAAUGCUAUUAAAACUUAUAUCUCUUGUAAUUAAUCAAAAUUUGCCAUUCUCUUAACUUGAUAAUUUGUUUACAUUCAGUUGAGAAAGGGGUAUUGUGAGUUAGUCAUCCAAUAAUAUUUACCAAGGGCCUUCUGUGUACUAAACACUGUGCUAGGUAGCAAUUCCUAGACAUGGGCCUUGCCUUCAUAGAUGUUACAUGAUUGAUAAGGAAAAAUACUGCUUUCUAAGCAGGGUCGGGCCUGAUGAGUACUUGGAUGGGAGGAAAAAUACUGCUUCUUGGAGAGUAUAUGUAUGAAGCAUAGCUUAAUUAACAAUUAUUUAAUUAUGAAACACUUAGCAUUGAAAUGAUAAAGAAGAAUAUAUUUAUAUGGUAAGUCAAAAGUUUCCUGGAAAUAUUGCUAAGUGAAUAGCAUCAGCUUUGAAAUGAGACACUAUGUGAUGAGUAGAGCUGCUAGUUUAGGGGGUGGAACUUGGAAGAUUGGAAACUUUUUACUGAAUGUGUACAGUCCGAGCUUCUUUCUGGAUCUGGUCCUAAGUAAAUAGUGGUUGAUAAUAUUACAACUGCAAGUGAUGCCCUAUAGAAUUUUCAAUGGCAAAACAUAAGAUAGUCAAACAAUUUUGGAAGUCAAAGGGACUUUUAGACUGGAAGUAAACAAGUUUUUAGAUCUUGAGGAAAAUACCUAAAUUUUCACAUGUGCAUAAUAUUGAAUCCCAUAACAAGAUACUUCUUUGUAAUUUUUAACUUCAAAACUAAUUUAUUGGAAAGUUUCAGAAGACCAACAGUAAUAAUAACAUUUUAUCAUUUCCAUUUUCCCAUGAAUCUCCUUUUCUUUCUCUCUUUUUUUUUUUCCCCAAUCCCUAUCUCUCCCUUACCGUUUGGUUCUUUCUACCUCUGUUUUAGUUUUAUUCUCUUUUCUUUCCUUCUAUAUAGUUUUAUGUAUCCUCCAUUUCACAGUUUUCCCCUUUUUCCUGUUUUAUUUUUUCCACCCUGACCGGAUAACAAACGUAAAUUGGCAGUAUUCUUUUUUUAACAUUUUCUUACGAAAAUUUUCAAACAUAUAAAAGUUAAAAUAUAUUUUACAGAGAAUGUGUAUAUAACCACUAUGUAGGUUCUACAAUUAAAAUAUUACUGCAUUCACUUUAGCACGCAUUUAUCCAUCCCUCUGUCCAUCAAUCCACCUAUCUUAUUGUUUUAAUACAGGUAAUACAAGUUUUGGACAUCACAGUACUCUUUCUUCCUAUAGAAUUCAGCUUGUAUAUUGUUAGCUAAAGAUUUACUUUUAAAAAAAAUUUUUCUUUCUUUAUAGGUAAAAUUUGCAUUCGAUGAAAUAUAUAAAUGUGAAGUGUACUAAUCCAUGAAUCUUAAUAAAUGCAUACACUUGAGUAAACCAAGCCCAUAUCAAGAUAUACAACUUGACACAACCUAUUUACAGUUAAUAUUUGUACCACUUCACAUAAAAUAUAGAAACCUUGUAACCAUACAGGGUGUUUACCCACUUCCUUCAUUUGUUAUCUUAGAGUUGUUCUAUGAAUUGCAGAUAGCAUACAUUACAGACUCCACACCGUAAUAAUUUACUUUGAGUAGUCAUGUACACUUUAAACAAGAGGAAAAAACCUCACUUAUAUUGACCCACAUUGUCAUUUCCAACGUUUUUUUCCUUUCUGAAAAUCCAAGUUUCCUUGUAAUAUCAUUCAUGUCAGCCUGAAAAAUAUUACCAUCUAUAUGACUGUUCAGGUAUGCUGGCAAUGAAUUAUCCUAGUUUCCUUAUACAUGAAAAUGUCUUUACUUUGUUUUCCUUUUUGAAGAGUGCUUUGCUGCAUAUAUAAUUCUGCAUUGACAGUUUAUUCCCCCCUUUUGCACUUUAAAGAUAGUCCUCCACUGUCUUCUGGCCUCCAUUGUUUCCAGUAAGAAGUCAGUAUAUUCAAUUGUUUUCUCCCUGUGUGUAUAAAAAAACCUAUUUCCCUCUGAAAAUGAAAAUUUUGUCAGAUAUUUCUCAAUCUCAUUUUUAUUUCCUCCCCUUUUACAUAUGUGCUAGAACUUUUGAUAUCAUCUCAUAGAUCUUUUUUUUUUUCAUCUUUUUUUCCUCUUUUCUUCAGUUGGAUUAUAUCUGUUGAUCACUGUUCUAGGUCACUGACUUUUCUGUAAUCCCUUUUAAGCUCAUUCAGUGAACUUUUUUAACUACUAUACUUCUUAGUUCUAGAAAUCCCUUCACAUUUUUAUAAUUUAUAUGUCUGUGCUGCUGCGAUUUCCUAUCUUCAUUUACGGCAAGCACAUUUUCCUUACAACCUUGAACAUAGUUAAAUAGCUGCUUUAAAUCUUUAUCUGCUCAUUUCAUCUUCUUCAAUUGCCUCUUCUUUUGAGAAUAGACUAUAUUUUCCUGUUUCUUCAUAGGUUAGUAAUUUAGACUUUGUCCUAAACAUGGCUAAUAAAAUAUAUAGAAACUCUAUGUUAUGAUACAUUUCUCCAAAGACUUUUUUUUUAAAGCUGGAAGUUAACUGGCAGAACUCAGUUGCAAGCUCUUACUCCCCUGAAGUAGUUCAAAUAUCCGUUCCCUUCUUUAACCUGGAAUCUUUUGUGUGUGUCCACAGUUUAGAGAGAAGCCAGAGUGUGUGGCACAGUUCAUACACAGAAAUUAGGGAGCUCGCUCUUCUUUUCUUGCCAUUAUUUCUUUCUUCCUUUUCUUGCAGCUACUGUUGCCCCAAACUCUGCCCCAGGGUUCUUCAAGUCUGUGAAACUAAAGGCUCCAAUGAUGUAGCCUGAGAGCUGCCCUCAGGCAAAAACUAUAAAAUGGGAAAUUCAUCUCCUAUCUUCUUCUUCCAAGUACUCUCUUCAGUGUCAGCCUAAAAAAAAAAAUUACUGAUCAGCCUUAUUGGGUUGCUUUCCAUUUCUAUACUUUGUCCAGAGUUUGUGGUUUUAUCUCUUCAAGGGCUUGUCUGAAAGAGCCAUCAGUUGAAGUAGACCCCUCUUGAAUUGGGCAGUAUUCUUUUUACUACUUUCUAUACUUACUGAAUAGGGAUUUAUUCCUGGCAUCUUAAAAACUAGGUGAGUAUAAAUUUACAUGUUUAUUUUUAAAAACCCCAUCAUAAUAAAACAUUUACUGAAUGCUUAACUCAGAAGUUCAGUGUUUUCCAGUGAGGUCCCGCUGGCUUUUGGGGAAGGAUGUUCAUUAUGGGAGACUGCUCCCUACAAAGGAGAACAUCAACGUGCCUGGAUUUUGCCUGCUAGAUGCCAGUAGCAUCCCUCAGUUAUUGUGACAUACAAAUAAUGUCCCCACAUGUUUCCAAGUGCCUAAAGUUUGGAACUAGUGGACCUUCCUUCCGAUAAAACAAGUUUAUCUUUCUAAAACACAAGCUCCUUUUGACACUUCUGUUUCAAGUACUCAAUAUCUCCCUUUCUACAAAAUUAAGCCUCUUCAGCAUGGCAUAAAGGGCUGUAUGAUCUGGGGGCACCUGGGUGGCUCAGUUGGUUGAGUAUCUGACUCUUGAUUUUGGCUCAGGUUGUGAUCUCAGAGUCCUGGAAUUGAGCCAAGAGUCAGGCUCCCUGCUCAGCAGGGAGCUUGCUUCUCCUAUCCCUCUGCCCCUCCCUACCCAUCCACACACACUCUCUCUCUCUCUCUCUCUGAAAUAAAUAAGUCUUUAAAAACAAAAAAGGCUGUACAAUCUGGCCUCAGCUUAUCUUUCUUUAAAGCCUCAUAUCCAACAUUCCUCAAAUGUGAUGUGAUCUGAUCUUUGUCUUUUACAAGCUGGUCUUUCUGUGAUGUCUUGCUCUCCUUCUGUAUCUAAAGUUCCCCUACUCAUCAUCCAAGAUCCACCUCAAAUAUAGCUUAUUCAGCAAAGCUUUCAAAGACUGGCUUUCUAUUAUAAAGGCUAAACUAGGUAAGUGGCAGAAGACUUAGGAGGAACGAAUAAAAAACAAAAACUGAAAAUUGAUGGGGUUUAGUGAUUUUGAAAGAACAAGUUUGAUAAAAGGGUCUAGUUUUCCUACUAUCAAAGGUAGCUACUAAGAGAGGCAACCAGUGGAGUGAUAUGGAACAGAUGCGAUCCCAGUUUUUUGAAUUUGAAAGUAUCAACAGAACUUUGGUCGCAGCUAGAGAAUAAGGCUAGGAAAAAGAAAUCAGGGCUGGAUAAUAUAAGUUUGGAGGUCUUACUGGUAUUUAAAAGGUAUUUUGUUAAGUGAAGCACUGGAGAAAGCUCCUCUAGAAGGUUUGUUGAGUAAAAAGAAAUGUUUGGGAAACACAGCAUUUUAGGUUUUGGUAGAGAAAAUGAGGGUUUGUGAAGACUAUAGAAGGACCAGAGAAGAAUAGUGGCCUGAGAGCUAGGGAAGCCGAGUUUCAAGAAGGAUGCUGAGUUUGCAUUUGGUGCUGCUCAACCAAGUAGUUUUUUUUCCCCAUCUACACUCAAGCUUCUUUGUCUACCUUUUCCACUUAAGGCUGGGUUCUUUUGUUACAGUAGUGCUAAUGGCUUUUAUAUUGUCUCUGACCAAAUAUUCUCUUACCCAACACGUAAUCUGAGCUCUGCUGAAACCCACAAGAGUACUUAUGGUCCUCCGCAACUCAGGCCUGUCUACACCUUCCCUCCCCUCUAAGGGCUGUGCUGUUUCAAGGCCAGGACAUACCAUACCAACUGGGUACUUGCUAGUGCGUUUUUCCUAUGCAUGAUUACCAGUUCUGUUUUCUAAUAUACAGGUUAGUUUGUGGGGGGUUUUUUUGGUUUUUGUUUGUUUGUUUUUGUUUUUUGUUUUUUAAGAAAAGGAGGCAAAGAAAAAAAGUGCUCAAAAACUUUUGAGUUCUCCAGAUUUAUCAUUAAGAUUUUUCCCAAGUAUAUUUUUUAAAACUAAUACUCUCUAAUCUCAAUGAACCCUGCAUUUUCAUUCUUCCAUUAAUUUUGCUUUUUUUUUUUUUUUUUAAAUAAUUGUAACUUCUCCCUCACAUUUACCUGUUGAAAUGUUAUUUGCUCUUCAAAGUCCUCUUAGAUUCUUUCCUCUCCGGGGUAACUGUUCCACUUCUUUCAGGUGGAAAUUUUAUUCUUUUAUCUCCCUCAGUACCUAGCAUAGACCUUGGCCAACUGAAUUAUUUUAGAUCUGGUUUAGUUUGUACAUAAGCACAUAGGAAGAUGGUUUUACUAUGUCCAUUUUUAAAAAAUAUAUUUGGAGCUUUCAGUUGUACACAACUUAUAAAUUGGAACAUAUUAGAGUUAACUUCUUAAAAAUAUUUAAAAACUCAUUCAACCUCUGUUUUAUUCUUGAUAUAAAUUCAUCUCUAGAGAACUUCUGAUCUUAAAUAUUUGGAUGAAUCACUACUUUAGGACUGUCUUUUUUUUUUAAUUUCAAGAGUUGAAGCCAUUGAUCUUUUUACUUCUCUAAAUUGAUCUUUUACAUUUUUUACAGUAUGAUUAAUAUGGUGCUUGAUGACAGUAAGCCUAUUCAGAAGUCUUAACAUUUAAGAUAACAACUUGUUUAUUGUAAUUUGAGUCUGUUUUCCUGUGUUUAAAACGAACUCCUUAAAUAUCAUACUGUUAACUUCCUAGUUCCUUUUUAAGCAUUCAUAACCGAAUAUGUCUACUGUGAGAAGCCAUCCUAAGGAAAUAAUCCAAAAUAAGCAAAAGGCAAUACUUACAUCAUUAGUUCUGCAAUUGUUUUUAAUUUAAGGGGAAAAAAAAUAACUGGAAUGCCCAAAACUUGGGGCUGUUCAAGCAAAUAACUAGCAGAUAUUUGAGAACAUGCUAUGUAUGAGACACUAUGCUAGGCACUGGUCAAGUAGACCAAAAUACAUCCUCAUCAUGUAUUAUCGUGAAGCUAUGAUGUUUAUAAAUAAUAUAGAAAAGCAGUUACAAAUCAUGAUGAAUACCAAAAGGAUAUGAAAUUAUGCAUAUAUGUAUGUAUGUGUAUGUGUGCACACACACACAUCACAAUUACUAUGUAAAACGCCACAAAAAUCUGAUUGGAAAAUAGACACUAGAGUAAAAUAUACCAAGAUAUGGAUAAUGAUCUCAUUUCCUCUUUCAAAUAUUAUUAAGGAUCAUAUAUUUUCAAUAGAACUAAAUAAAUUCCCUGAACUAUUCAGAAAAUAAAGAUAAAUGGUGUCCCCAAAUUAACCAAUAUAGUUUCCCCCCAGAAUGUUUCCCUGUAUUUUUAUUCAAAAUUUGUUUUAUUUCUAAAAGACACUUGGUUGAUCUGUUAAAUGAUUUCUGGACAAAUGUUUUGUUUUCAAGCUUCGAAAAGUGGAUUGUUUUAUAUUAUUUUUGUCUCAUCGAAUUAAAGGCCAACAAGAGAAAGAUACCAAAUCUUUACUGAGGAAAUUUUCAUUUGUUUAAAAAAAAAAAUGGCUUUCUUCUUGGCGCGGUUGGACAGGAAGGUUGGAUUUAAUUUAAAAUGAUUAAUGAGAUUUUGUCAGGCUCCUUGACUUUACCACCACUGCAGUUCGUCAGUGCAACAACCCAGGGAGCCCGGACGCCACUCUGUCGCCCAAAACCACUCUCCAGGGGGAAAAUUAACUGGCAGAAGUAGUGCCAGGUACACGUCAAUAGCCUUGUCUCCUGGGUAUCGAGAGUUUAAAAGUCUGAAUCAGAAAUAUGUAAGUUUUGGGGAUACACAUACCUAAGAUAAUGUUUUCACUAAUAAAUAUUUCAGUGGGGG
Messenger RNA from Lutra lutra (Eurasian river otter), 8635 nucleotides. RefSeq names its product F-box protein 8 (gene FBXO8). The record is from RefSeq and is a predicted model, not a curated record. Gene Ontology annotation, molecular function: protein binding; guanyl-nucleotide exchange factor activity. The coding region runs from base 3 to 1265 and encodes 420 amino acids. Gene Ontology annotation, biological process: regulation of ARF protein signal transduction. Lineage: Eukaryota; Metazoa; Chordata; Mammalia; Carnivora; Mustelidae. The transcript is spliced from 8 exons.